AUGUUACAUUCAACCACCAUCAUCUCUCGCUCUUCCGCUUCCGUACUCUCUCGACUUCAACGAAUAAAAUCUCAAUAUGCCUCUACACCUCAUACAUUUCUCUUCGCACUAUCUGCCACCACUCAGUCGUCGGAGCUUUCGUCUCUCGUGGACACCUUAAUGGAUUUUUCCUCAACAAGUUCGCUUGGAUGCCUUUCAGCACCACUUUCUUCCGGAUAUAUAUCCUGCUCCAUAGCCCUUUUUGAUCCAAAAAAUGCUAUUUCAUUUCGGUCGACAAUAGCUGGGCAAGAAAAAACCCAAGUCGGGAGAUGGCACGCGUUUCGGCGGAAGGAUGAAAGGAAAGAAGAGGAUUUGACUUUGCUAGAAGGAACAGUCGACUGGGAUCGUCUGUGGAAGUCAAAUGGCAGAGGGACAAGGAAGGACCUUCCAGACGAAUUAACGCGUCUCGACGCUGAGCACGCAAGCUCUAUACUAUAUUUCUCAGAUCUUUCCCCGGAAGGUCUUUCGUCUGCGAUUUCGGAGUCUUUUCCUGGAGCUAGUCAACUUGGUCUGUUGGCUUCAUCUACACCUUUCAUCACAGGCAGACCAGUUACUUUGUUCCACAACCAGCAAAUUCUUGAUUCCGGUGCUGUGGGUGUUGCGUUCACAACACCCAAAUCGCUCCAUUUCGAUAUUCCAGAUGACAUUCAACCUCUUGGGGAUCCAUUGGAUGUUACAGGCUCCGAAGGAAACCUCAUCAACACCCUCAACUUCUCCAAUCCCACUCAGCUUUUGCUUUCCCGCAUUCGCGACGCGGGUAUUGACACAACUUCGUUUACGGCUAUCAGGUUCAAAGACGAUAUGGAAUUCUACCUCAGCGUGUUACCUUCUCUUAGUCCAAGUGUUUCUGCGCCGUAUCAGCUACACGCUAUCACAGCCGGCGACCCAUCUCGGGGAACUCUUUCGUUAAAUACGCAAACUAUGGCCCCCCCUGCCGGAGCAAGAGUGCAGUUUUUUCACCGCCGUUCCGUCAAACCCUUGUCGUUGGAAACAUGGAGAGACUCUGCGUCGAUUCGGCAUGGUACCGUGGCUUUCAUGACAGUGUCCAGUCCAGAGUUUCUUCGUGAUGGAGGAGAUGAAGGUAAACUUGAAUCGACGGGGGAGGAAUUGGUGUUGGAAAACCAAUUUGUUGUUGGGAGCGAGAAUGGGUUCGUGUUAAGUAGAGCAGGAGAGUGCCCGUGGUCCUGUACAGCUCCCGGGUGCAUCGCAUCUAUCUCUAAUUCACAGUUCAACCGUACACAAAAGUAA
Molecule: messenger RNA, 1287 nt
Organism: Lentinula edodes (shiitake mushroom)
Lineage: Eukaryota; Fungi; Basidiomycota; Agaricomycetes; Agaricales; Omphalotaceae
Exons: 3
Coding region: 1-1287 (428 amino acids)
Source: RefSeq, a predicted model, not a curated record